This is a messenger RNA of Perognathus longimembris pacificus (Pacific pocket mouse), 1559 nucleotides long. RefSeq names its product keratin 82 (gene Krt82). The transcript is spliced from 9 exons. Gene Ontology annotation, biological process: intermediate filament organization; keratinization. The record is from RefSeq and is a predicted model, not a curated record. Gene Ontology annotation, molecular function: structural constituent of skin epidermis. Gene Ontology annotation, cellular component: keratin filament. The coding region runs from base 4 to 1554 and encodes 516 amino acids. NCBI's taxonomy places the organism in Eukaryota, Metazoa, Chordata, Mammalia, Rodentia, Heteromyidae.
GCCAUGUCGUGUCGCUCCGUCCAGGUGGGCGCCAGGUGUGGCAGUCGGAACUUCAGCUCCUGUUCGGCUAUCAUACCCCAGAUGGUCACCCACUAUGAAGUAAGCAAGGCACCGUGCAGGUCAGUGGCAGGUGGGGGCCUCCGAGCGCUGGGCUGCCUGGGUUCCCGGAGCCUGUGCAAUGUGGGCUUUGGGAGGCCCCGGGUAGCUUCCAGGUGUGGCCUGCCUGGCUUCGGGUACCGAGCAGGGGCCACCUGCGGGCCUCCUACCUGCAUCACCCCUGUGACCAUCAAUGAGAGUCUGCUGGUCCCACUGGAGCUGGAGAUCGACCCAACGGUACAGAAGGUGAAGAGGGACGAGAAGGAACAGAUCAAGUGCCUCAAUAACCGCUUUGCCUCCUUCAUCAACAAGGUCCGGUUCCUGGAGCAGAAGAAUAAGCUGCUGGAGACCAAGUGGAACUUCAUGCAGCAGCAGAGGUGUUGCCAGAGCAACCUGGAACCCCUCUUUGAGGGCUAUGUCUGUGCGCUGAGGCGGCAGCUGGACUGCGUGUCGGGGGAGCGUGGGAGACUGGAGGCCGAGCUCUGUGCUCUCCAGGAUGCACUGGAGGGCUACAAGAAAAAGUACGAAGAGGAACUCUCCCUGCGCCCCUGUGCAGAGAAUGAAUUUGUCACCUUAAAGAAGGACGUGGACACGGCUUUCCUGAUGAAGGCUGACCUGGAGACCAACGUGGAGGCUCUAGAGCACGAGAUAGACUUCAUGAAAGCCUUGUUUGAGGAGGAGACUGCCCUGCUGCAGUCUCAGAUCUCUGAGACCUCGGUCAUCGUGAAGAUGGACAACAGCAGGGACCUGGAUGUGGAUGGCAUCAUUGCCGAGAUCAAAGCCCAGUAUGAUGACAUUGCCAGCCGGAGCAAAGCUGAAGCCGAGGCCUGGUACCAGUGCCGGUAUGAGGAGCUGAGGCUAACAGCUGGAGACCACUGUGACAACCUUCGAAACCGUAAGAACGAGAUCCUGGAAAUGAACAAACUGAUCCAGCGGCUGCAGCAAGACAUUGAGUCAGUCAAGGCUCAGCGCUGCAAACUCGAGGAGGCUAUAACCCAGGCAGAACAGCAGGGCGAGGCAGCCCUCAGCGAUGCUAAGUGCAAGCUGGCGGGGCUGGAGGAGGCCCUGCAGAAGGCCAAGCAGGACAUGGCCUGCCUGCUGAAGGAGUACCAGGAGGUGAUGAACUCCAAGCUGGGCCUGGACAUCGAGAUCGCCACCUACAGGCGCCUGCUGGAGGGCGAGGAGCACAGGCUGUGUGAAGGCAUCGGACCAGUGAAUAUUUCGGUGAGCAGCUCCAAGGGUGCCGCCCUGUACCAGCCAUGUGUGGUCAGCACGCCCAUGCUGAGGACGGAGUACUGCACGGGGCCCGCUGGCACCCUCAGGAGCAGUGGGGGCUGCAGCGUGGUGGGCACUGGUGAACUCUACAUCCCCUGCGAGCCCCAGGGCCUCCUGAGCUGCGGGAGUGGACGGAGCUCCAGCAUGAAAAUGGGGUCUGGGAGAAGCUCCUUAGGCCAUUAGAAUUA